AUGGGUAUUCCAAAAUUUUUCAGGUACAUCUCAGAAAGAUGGCCCAUGAUUCUACAACUUAUUGAAGGGACUCAGAUUCCCGAGUUUGAUAACCUAUAUCUGGAUAUGAAUUCGAUUUUACAUAACUGUACACAUGGUAACGACGAUGACGUGACGAAGCGAUUAACUGAAGAAGAGGUUUUUGCAAAGAUCUGCACGUAUAUUGAUCAUCUUUUUCAAACUAUCAAGCCCAAGCAAAUUUUUUACAUGGCUAUCGAUGGUGUGGCCCCCCGUGCGAAGAUGAAUCAACAGAGAGCUCGUAGAUUUAGAACUGCCAUGGACGCCGAAAAAGCUAUGAAAAAAGCUAUUGAAAAUGGUGACGAAAUUCCUAAAGGUGAGCCGUUCGACUCAAACUGUAUUACUCCAGGUACUGAAUUUAUGGCUAAACUGACAAAAAAUUUACAGUAUUUCAUUCAUGACAAAAUUUCUAACGAUUCAAAGUGGAGAGAAGUGCAAAUCAUAUUUUCUGGCCAUGAAGUUCCAGGUGAAGGUGAGCACAAAAUUAUGAAUUUCAUAAGGCAUUUAAAAUCCCAGAAGGAUUUCAACCAAAAUACGAGACACUGUAUUUAUGGUCUGGAUGCGGAUUUGAUUAUGCUUGGUUUAUCUACUCACGGGCCUCAUUUUGCUCUAUUAAGAGAAGAAGUCACGUUUGGCAGAAGGAAUGGCGAAAAAAAAUCUCUAGAACAUCAAAAUUUCUUUCUUUUGCACCUUUCUUUAUUAAGAGAAUAUAUGGAGUUAGAGUUCAAAGAAAUUGCUGAUGAAAUGCGAUUUGAGUAUGAUUUUGAACGUAUCUUGGAUGAUUUUAUUCUUGUUAUGUUCGUUAUUGGUAAUGAUUUUUUGCCCAAUUUGCCAGAUUUACACCUAAAUAAAGGUGCCUUCCCUGUUUUGUUACAGACUUUCAAAGAAGCUCUCUUACAUACCGAUGGCUAUAUUAAUGAACACGGAAAAAUAAAUUUGAGAAGACUAGGAGUCUGGUUGGACUACUUGUCUCAAUUCGAGUUGCUGAAUUUCGAAAAGGAUGAUAUAGAUGUUGAGUGGUUCAACAAACAACUAGAAAACAUUUCUUUAGAAGGUGAAAGGAAAAGACAAAGGGUUGGUAAGAAAUUAUUGAUCAAGCAACAAAAGAAACUAGUCGGGAAGGUAAAACCUUGGUUGAUGGAGCAGCUACAGGAAAAAUUAUCGCCUGAUCUACCUGAUGAAAAAAUCCCGACCUUAGAGUUGCCCAAGGAUUUGAAUGUUAAAGAUCAUUUGGAAUUUUUAAAAGAGUUUGCCUUUGACUUGGGUCUUUUUAUAACGCAUUCCAAAUCCAAGGACACUUACUCCUUAAAAAUGGAUCUUGAUUCAAUUAGUCCUGAUGAAACUGAAGAAGAAUUUCAAGAUCGUGUCAAUUCCAUUAGAAAAACGAUGAAGAAGUAUCAAAAUGCUAUCUUUGUGGAAGAUGAAAAAGAACUGGAUUCAGAAAAAACCAUUUACAAUGAUAGAUUUGAAAAAUGGAAACAUGAAUAUUAUCAUGACAAAUUAAAAUUCACCUCGAACGAGGAAGAGGAAGUGACAGAUUUAGCUAAGGACUAUGUUGAAGGUUUACAAUGGGUCCUAUAUUAUUACUAUAGAGGCUGUCCAUCUUGGUCAUGGUAUUAUCCACACCACUACUCACCAAGAAUUUCAGAUUUAGUUAAAGGUCUGGACCAAGACAUUGAAUUUGAUUUAAGUAAGCCUUUUACUCCAUUCCAGCAGUUGAUGGCCGUCCUACCAGAAAGAUCUAAAAAUUUGAUACCUCCAGCCUUUAGACCAUUAAUGUAUGACGAACAAUCACCAAUUCACGAUUUUUAUCCAGCGGAAGUUCAACUGGAUAAGAAUGGCAAAACAGCCGAUUGGGAAGCCGUUGUUUUGAUAUCGUUUGUUGACGAAGAAAGAUUGAUUGAGGCCAUGCAACAAUAUCUGUCUAAGUUGUCGCCUGAAGAAAAAAUCAGGAACCAAUUUGGUAAAGACUUGAUAUAMUCGUUCAAUCCUCAGGUUGAUAGCAUUUAUAAGAGUCCAUUGGGUGGUAUUUUCUCUGAUAUAGAACACAACCAUUGUGUAGAGAAAGAGUACAUCGCCAUUCCACUGGACAGUUCCGAGAUUCGUUACGGUUUGUUACCUGACGCCAAACUUGGUUCUGAAAUGCUUGCCGGUUUUCCAACGUUGCUCUCUUUACCAUUUGCUAAUGCAUUGGAGUACAAUGAAACAAUGGUUUUUCAACAACCUUCCAGACAACAGUCAAUGGUUUUAAAAAUAACAGACAUAUACCAAACAAACAACGUUACUUUGGAAGACUUCUCGAAGAGGCAUUUAAACAAAAUAGUCUACACAAGAUGGCCAUAUUUGAGGGAAUCCAAACUAGUCUCUUUAACAGAUGGUCAAACUAUCUACGAGUACCAAGAAAACAAUGAUAAGAAAAAAUUCAGGUUUGUGUCGAGACCUGCUGACAACCAAGACAAAAAAUUAUUCAAUAGUUUGAAAAAUUCAAUGCUAAGGAAUUACGCAAAACAGAAGGCUGUCAAACUUGACCAUGUGAAAGCCAUUGCUACUGUCUGCCCUGUAACAGGUUUGGCGAGAGAUCCUGAAGGUGGGUACGUCAAAACUUUUAGUUGCACUCCAGAUCACUAUCCAUUGCAAUUAGUCGUAGAAUCCAUCGCUAACGAAGACGAAAGAUAUAAAGAAAGAGGACCUAUUCCUAUUGAGGAGGAAUUUCCAUUGAAUUCGAAAGUUAUUUUCUUGGGGGAUUACGCCUAUGGUGGCGAAACUACUAUUGAUGGCUACAGUAGUGAUCGUAGAUUGAAGAUUACUGUAGAAAAAAAAUUUUUGGACAGUGAACCCACAAUUGGUAAAGAAAGAUUGCAAAUUGAUCACCAUGCAGUUCAGUAUUACCCAUCCUAUAUUGUUUCUAAGAAUAUGCACCUACAUCCUUUGUUUUUAUCUAAGAUUACUUCCAAGUUUAUGAUUACUGACGCUACUGGUAAGCACAUUAAUGUCGGUAUCCCGGUUAAGUUUGAAGCUAGACACCAAAAGGUUUUAGGUUAUGCAAGAAGAAACCCAAGAGGUUGGGAGUACUCAAACUUAACCAUAAACGUACUGAAAGAGUAUAGACAAACUUUCCCUGAAUUUUUCUUCAGAUUGUCUAAGGUAGGCAAUGAUAUUCCAGUUUUGGAUGAUCUUUUCCCCAAUACCUCCACCAAGGAAGCCAUGAAUUUAUUGGAUGGUGUCAAGCAAUGGUUGAAGUACGUUUCGUCCAAGUUCAUUGCCGUUUCUUUGGAGUCUGACUCCUUAACAAAAACUUCUAUUGCCGCUGUGGAAGAUCACAUUAUGAAGUAUGCUGCUAACAUCGAGGGACAUGAAAGAAAACARUUAGCAAAGGUUCCUCGUGAAGCAGUAUUGAAUCCAAGAUCAUCAUUUGCACUAUUACGUAGUCAAAAGUUCGACUUGGGCGAUCGUGUUGUUUACAUUCAAGACUCCGGUAAGGUUCCGAUUUUCUCAAAAGGUACUGUUGUUGGUUAUACCACUCUAAGUUCAUCGUUGUCCAUCCAGGUUUUAUUUGAUCAUGAAAUUGUGGCCGGUAAUAACUUUGGUGGAAGAUUGAACACAAAUAGAGGGUUAGGUCUUGAUGCUUCUUUCCUAUUAAAUAUUACUAACAGGCAAUUUAUUUAUCAUUCUAAGGCUUCCAAGAAGGCUUUGGAGAAGAAAAAACAACCAAACAAUAGAAACAAUGCCGCCAAAACUGCUCGCAAGCCUCCACAAAAGCAACAGUCUGAAGAAAAGUUGAGAAAAGAGAGAGCGCACGAUUUGUUAAAUUACAUCAAGAAGGAUACUAACGAAAAGCAUACUGAAGAUGAAAAAGAUAAGAAAUAUCCAUCUCAAAAAAAUUCAAAGCCUGCGAAAAAAACUUUGUUGAAAAGGCCAACUCAGCAAAACACCGACAACAAGAAACAAGUCGGUGUGAAUGUAGCCAGCUCUGAGAACCCAUCACUCAAUGGCCCAACUACUGCCGGUUCUAUUUUUAAUGCCGUAGCAAAUCAAUAUUCUGAUGGCAUGGGCAAUAAUUCAAAUAUUCCUGUUCCAACUCAUCCACUUCCGGUAGCUAAUGAUGCUGGGGAUGUUGGUUUGCCCUACAACAUUCCACCGGGUUUUGUUGCCCACCCCAGUGGCCCUCAUCCGCUACCUCUUCACCAAAUGCCUUAUCCUAAUAUUAAUGGCAUUCCUAUUCCACCACCACAUGGAUUCGGCCAACCAAUUCCUUUUCCACACCCACACGCGAUGGUAAAUAACCCAGAUCAAGGAGGCAUUGCUGUCAAUGAGAAGGAAAGCCAAGACCUGAAAAAAUUCAUCAACGGUAAACAGAACAGUAAUAGUUCAAGUGUGAGAGAAGAGACUACGAGUAGCAGGAAAAUUGAAUCUACUUCUAACAUGGGCACCACCGACUCUCAAUUUUCAAAGUCAGGAGAUGAUGCUGUUAAACGUGACAUCAAGAAUGUGCCUUCAAAGAAGGACGAAUCAAACUAA
Messenger RNA from Saccharomyces eubayanus, 4575 nucleotides. It is a transcript of the gene XRN1, whose product is annotated as chromatin-binding exonuclease XRN1. The coding region runs from base 1 to 4575 and encodes 1524 amino acids. Gene Ontology annotation, molecular function: 5'-3' RNA exonuclease activity; RNA binding. Gene Ontology annotation, cellular component: nucleus. Gene Ontology annotation, biological process: rRNA catabolic process; nuclear-transcribed mRNA catabolic process. The record is from RefSeq and is a predicted model, not a curated record. The transcript has a single exon. Lineage: Eukaryota; Fungi; Ascomycota; Saccharomycetes; Saccharomycetales; Saccharomycetaceae.